Phycodurus eques (leafy seadragon) is the source of this 3385-nucleotide messenger RNA. Its product is annotated as glycine receptor subunit alpha-2-like. NCBI's taxonomy places the organism in Eukaryota, Metazoa, Chordata, Actinopteri, Syngnathiformes, Syngnathidae. Gene Ontology annotation, molecular function: glycine binding; transmitter-gated monoatomic ion channel activity; transmembrane signaling receptor activity. The record is from RefSeq and is a predicted model, not a curated record. Gene Ontology annotation, cellular component: plasma membrane; synapse; neuron projection. Gene Ontology annotation, biological process: chloride transmembrane transport; chemical synaptic transmission; nervous system process.
CAAACUUCGAUUCAGUCCGCAUGUUGUUGAAUUAAGAAUCAUGUGAUUCUCCGCGCUGCCAGAGAAGACCAAAGCUUGGCCUACUUCUGUUGUCUGGACGUUAAAAUGCUCGAGCAAGCGGAAACGUUUUAUUUUCUCCCUCUUCUUCUCCUUUGGGUUUCCCGUUAUUAGUCAAACAUGGCUGUUUACGCGUCAGCCGCAUUUCUUAUUCUAUUUGACACCGAAGGCUCCGGAGCCAAGUGAGGCAGACGUGCAGCAAUAACGGGCCGUCUCUUCGUUUCUUAUUCAUUUUACACGAUCAAGCGGAUGAGUCGCCGAAUGGAGCGAUGGACACGAGUGUCCGCGUUUAUUUAUUUAUUUUUUAAAUUAUUGUUAUUAUUCCGCUCAUCGGAAGAUGCUCCCAGUAGGCCGGAAACACGGGACAUCUCUGCUUGCGAUGGAAGGCGCUGAUGUCCACCGAUACCGAUGGAAAUGUGAAAUGUGCAGGGAGCAUCGCGGAGACGCAUUCAAAUCGCUUUAAAUGUAAUCUCGGAUGACGUGGCAAACGUGCUCCCAAAACAUGACAAAAAGGUCCAGCUGAAUCUUUUUAAGCGUGGAUGCACACUCCAUGGAAGGUCUGUGCCGAAAUGGGUUCCAUUUGUUCAGUUAUUUAGCAUUUUGGUCAUGAAUGGACCUGAUUCGAAAUUGCUAAUGUGGCUAAUGUUCUCCGACGAAAUGGUUACUGCGUCUUGAAAUAUUCUCGCGGUCGUUCCUUGAGUAUGCAUAUGGCCGUAAAAAAAGAGCUCAAGCUUGAAGUCGUUGGCACAAACGCAGAUUGUGAAUUAUUCAGCAUCAGCGGCGUCGAGUGCUUUGCACCUGCUGAGGCGAGGAGGAGGAGGAGGAAGAAGAGGAGGAGCCGCCGCCGCCGCCGCCGAUUCAGACGGCAGCCCGACAACAAGUUGGCAGCAUCUGCAUUUUUCUCUUUUCACUUGAGUUUGUCUUUCCAGGAUGCAAGUGCACGCUUUGUGUUUGCUGUGGGCUCCUUGUGUGUUUUUUCUGCAAGGCAGGUGGGCGCUGUGCAAGGAGGUGAAGUUACCCGGCGGCGCGUCCAGACCGCCCUCGCCGUCUGACUUCCUGGACAAGCUGAUGGGUCGCACAUCCGGCUACGACGCUCGCAUCCGACCCAACUUCAAAGGACCUCCGGUGAACGUCACCUGCAACAUCUUCAUCAACAGCUUCGGCUCCAUCACCGAAACCACCAUGGACUACCGAAUGAACGUCUUUCUGCGGCAGCAGUGGAACGACCCUCGACUGGCUUACAAAGAGUACCCGGACGACUCGCUGGACCUGGACCCGUCCAUGCUGGACUCCAUUUGGAAGCCCGACUUGUUCUUCGCCAAUGAAAAGGGAGCGAACUUCCACGACGUCACCACUGACAACACGCUGCUCCGAAUAUUCCAGAACGGAAAUGUCCUCUACAGCAUCAGGCUGACGUUAACCCUCUCGUGCCCCAUGGAUCUCAAGAACUUCCCCAUGGACAGCCAGACGUGCAUCAUGCAGCUGGAGAGCUUCGGCUACACCAUGAACGACCUCAUCUUCGAAUGGCUGGACGUGGGCGCCGUGCAGGUGGCCGACGACCUGGUGCUCCCUCAGUUUGUGCUGAAAGAGGAGCAAGGCCUCGGCUAUUGCACCAAGCAUUACAACACAGGUAAAUUCACCUGCAUUGAGGUCAAAUUCCACCUGGAGCGCCAGAUGGGCUACUACCUGAUUCAGAUGUACAUCCCCAGCCUGCUGACGGUCAUCCUGUCCUGGGUGUCCUUCUGGAUCAACAUGGACGCGGCCCCGGCCAGGGUGGGCCUGGGCAUCACCACCGUGCUCACCAUGACCACGCAGAGCUCCGGCUCCAGGGCAUCCCUGCCCAAGGUGUCCUACGUGAAAGCCAUCGACAUCUGGAUGGCGGUGUGUCUUCUUUUUGUGUUUGCCGCACUCUUGGAGUACGCGGCGGUGAAUUUUGUUUCCCGGCAGCACAAGGAGUUCUUCCGACUGAGGAAGAGGCUCCGAGAGCGAGCGCGCCAACGGAGCCAGGCGAGCGGCGAGGGCGAGACGAAAGGCGACGCGUCAGCCGGCGAGGCGGCUCACGGGAGCGCCGGGCAGCGGGCCUGCGCCUGCGCCCGCGCCUGCGCACGUGAGGAGGAGCUGGCGCGCCGGGGUUUAGUCUUGCGCGCGGGACUCGCCGGCGCCGCAGAAAUGGACGCGACGCCGGCGUUUGCCGACUCGCCUGCCGGCUCGGUCUACUACGACGCCAGGCGCCGCUUCGUGGACCGAGCCAAGAAGAUCGACACCGUCUCUCGCGCUGUGUUCCCGAUGACGUUCCUCGUGUUCAACGUCCUCUACUGGCUCACCUACAAGGUCCUUCGGCACGAAGAUGUCCAAGUGCGACUGUGAGCGCACGUGGAGGAUCUUCAACAGCUGAGCCGCGCAACGCGUGCCGAGGUGACUGCAUGUCAGCUGCUAUUUGCCACUUACAAACUUAUCAUCAUCAUCGUCGUCUGUUGUGGUUUUACAUUUUCAAUGGUGAACCGUUUGUCCCACGUGUCAGUGAGCACCUUCCUCCAAUUAAAUGGGAUUUCUUAGAUUUGGGGCAUUCGGACUGCUGCGCGCUCAUGUAACGAGUUAUACAUUCUGUUGUGCUCAUACAUUCAAAUGUGAACAUUCUUGCAAGCAGCGUCAAUGUUUGUACUCUUUUUUUUUUUUUUUUUGCUUUGUAUUUCUAUGAACGCUUUCUCGGCCCCUGACGUUUCGAUUUGUGUCACCGAUCAGUUCAGUUUGAUUUGGUUUGGUGAGGGUGGAACUAUUUUAGUUUUGGGGAUUGUUGUAGUUUACAUAAGUGUCGUGCGAAGCUGCAUCGUACCGAGAGCACUUUCUCCUAUUUUCAAUAUGCUAAUCAAACUGUUCUCAGGAAGAGGAAGUGCAGUUCUCCAUCAGUUGAAAAAUUGCAGUGGCAGAUAUGCGGAUACAAUUUUUGUAUGAGAUUGUGCGGGUGUACCUGAUGUUGUGACUGGUGAGUGUAUCACAGCAGGGUUCAUUCAGCAUUUCAAUUCUGCGCAAAACAACAGGUUGUCUGUCUUUUUUAUUUAUUUAUUUAUUUGAUUAAUCAUCCAGUUUGUUCAUGUCACAAUAUUUGUUUUGUUUUUUUCCCACUUUAUUUCGCAUUCCCUGCAGUGGGAGCUGAUCGUAUUGUUCUGGUAGUGUCUUUUGAUGUAUUUCAACAUCUUUCAAUAAAUGGCAUUGUGUCGAGACCUAAAAGCAUAUUGAUCCCCAUCAAUGUCAGUGAAUGAAUAUGAUUAAUAAUAGUCAUAUUAUUGAAACGUGGCAGACAUUUAUAUGGGUUUAAUCGUGUUUUUGU